AUGAGUAACAAGAGGAAGAGAAAUUUUCAGUUUCGGUUUGUACCUGAUGCAGAAACAGAAUAUUUUGACAAGAAUUGGAACAUUCUAGAACAUGCAAUUCGUGAUAUAUAUAAAAAAGGCAACUACAGCCAUCAUAGUAUUGAAGACCUCUACAGAUAUGCUUUCAAUAUGGUUCUUCACAAAUCUAGUGACAAGCUAUACUCUGGGCUGGUUGCCACCAUGAAGUCCAUGACUUCUCAUCUCAAAGAGAUAGCUGAAUCUAUUGAAGCAACUCAAGGAGGUCCCUUUUUGGUAAAAUUAAACAGAAAAUGGAAUGAUCAUAGUAAGGCAUUACUAAUGAUUGGAGACAUUCUUAUGUACAUGGAUAGGAUUUAUGUUCCAAGAACCAAGAAGGCGCCGGUUUAUGAACUUGGCAUGAACCUGUGGACAGAAACUGUUAUUUAUUCAAACCAGAUAAGGACUCGACUGUCGAAUACACUUUCGGAAUUAAUAUGUAGGGAGCGUGAUGGGGAAGAUGUUAAUAGAAAACUGAUUAAAAAUAUAACAAAGAUGUUAAUGGAUUUAGGUCUUUCUGUUUAUGUACAAGUAUUUGAGACUCCGUUUUUACAAGUUUCAUCUGAGUUCUACAGGGCCGAAUCUCAGAAACUUAUUGAGUGUUGUAAUUGCGUGGAUUAUCUCAAGAAUGUUGAGAGGCUCAUAAAUGAGGAAAUGGAUAGAGUGAACCAUUACUUGGACCCUAGGAUUAAAUCGAAGAUUACUUAUGUCGUGAAAAAGGAGAUGAUUGAAAAUCAUAUUCUUAGAUUAAUCCAUAUGGAGAACUCUGGGUUAGUCAACAUGCUUUGUGGCGAUAAAUAUGAAGAUUUGGGAAUAAUGUAUAACUUGUUCAGUUGUGAAAUUGAUGGUCUCUCAAAAAUAUGUGAAGUGAUGACUUCACACAUCAGAGAAUCAGGUAAACAGCUUGUUACUGAUCCAGAAAAGUCGAAGGAUCCUGUUCAAUUUGUGCAGAGGCUCUUAGAUGAGAAAAAUAAAUACGACAAGAUUAUAAGUUUAGCAUUUAAUAAUGAUAAGAUGUUCCAUAAUGCUGUGAAUUCCUCAUUUGAAUUUUUCAUUAACUUGAAUCCUCGUUGUCCAGAGUACAUUUCGCUAUUUGUCGACAAUAAACUUCGAAAGGUUCUAAAGGGAGUAAGCAAGGAUGAUGUAGAUAUUACUCUUGACAAUGUGGUGAUGUUAUUCCGGUACUUGCAAGAUAAAGACAUGUUCGAGAAGUAUUACAUACAACAUCUUGCAAAGAGGCUUUUGUCUGGAAAAUCAGUUUCUGAUGAUGCCGAGAAGAGUCUCAUAGUUAAGCUAAAGACAGAAUGUGUACACCAAUUUACCUCAAAAGUAGAGGUCAUAUUUGCAGACAUGAAAACAUCUGUAGACACAAUGCAGAACUUUUAUGCUAGCCAUUCCGAGUUAGUUGACGGUCCUACACUUACUGUAAAGGUCCUCACAACAAGGUUUUGGCCAACGCAAUCUACUGUGACAUGUAAACUGCCGGCAGAAAUUUCGGCACUUUGCGAGAAAUUUCGGUCAUAUUACCUCGGCACUCAUGCUGGUAGGAAAUUGUCUUGGCAAACUAAAAUGGGCACAGCAGACUUGAAAGCUACCUUUAGGAAAGGUAAGAGACAUGAGUUAAUUGUCUCCACUUACCAAAUGUGUGUACUCAUACUGUUUAAUAAUGCCGAUAGACUAAGCUACAAGGAAAUUGAGCAAGCAACUGAGAUUCCAGCUUCGGAUUUGAAGAGGUGUCUGCAAUCUUUGGCUUUGGUUAAGGGGAAAAAUGUUCUUAAGAAGGAACCUAUGAGUAAAGAUUUUAGUGAGGAUGAUGUAUUCUUUGUUAAUGACAAGUUCAGUAGUAAACUGUAUAAGGUAAAAAUAGGAACUUUUGUUGCAGCGAAGGAAUCGGAACUGGAGAAAGUGGAAACUCAACAAAGAAUAGAAGAGCACUGGAAGCCACAAAUUGAUGCAGCAAUAGUGAGGAUUAUGAAAUCUAGGAAGCAACUUGAUCAUAACCAUCUUAUAGCUGAGGUCACAAAGCAGUUGCAGUCACGAUUCCUCGCAAAUCCAAUUGAGGUAAAAAAACGGAUUGAGUCUCUCAUUGAGCGGGACUUUUUGGAGAGAGAUGAAAUUGAUAGAGAAUUGUAUCGAUAUAUUACCUAG
Trifolium pratense (red clover) is the source of this 2202-nucleotide messenger RNA. RefSeq names its product cullin-3A-like. NCBI's taxonomy places the organism in Eukaryota, Viridiplantae, Streptophyta, Magnoliopsida, Fabales, Fabaceae. The coding region runs from base 1 to 2202 and encodes 733 amino acids. The transcript is spliced from 2 exons. Gene Ontology annotation, biological process: ubiquitin-dependent protein catabolic process; protein ubiquitination. Gene Ontology annotation, molecular function: ubiquitin protein ligase binding. The record is from RefSeq and is a predicted model, not a curated record. Gene Ontology annotation, cellular component: cullin-RING ubiquitin ligase complex.